AUGUUGUGGCCGGCCUGCACUGUGGGUAUGGGAGAGGAAGCAGAACCAGGCUUAUCCCCUUCCCGUUUUUCCUUUUCUCGUCUGUCCUGCCCUCCCCUUCCGUCCCCUGCCUUCCCCUUCCGUCCCCUGCCCUCCCCUUCCGUCCCCUGCCCUCCCCUUCCGUCCCCUGCCCUCCCCUUCCGUACCCUGCCCUCCCCUUCCGUCCCCUGCCCUCCCCUUCCGUCCCCUGCCUUCCCCUUCCGUCCCCUGCCUUCCCCUUCCCUCUCCCUUGUCCUCUCCUUCCCUCUCCUCCGCCCUCCCCUUUCCUCCCCUGACCCCCCCUUCCCUCCCUUUCCCUGCGCUCCCCUUCCCUACUCUGCGCUGCCCUCUUCUUCCCUGCCCUCCCCUGCACUCCCCUGCCCUCCCCUGCCCUCCCCUGCCCUCCCCUGCACUCCCCUGCUCUCCCCUGCCCUCCCCUGCACUCCCCUGCCCUCCCCUGCCCUCCCCUGCCCUCCCUUGCCCUCCCCUGCCCUCCCCUGCACUCCCCUGCCCUCCCCUGCCCUCCCCUGCCCUCCCCUGCACUCCCCUGCCCUCCCCUGCCCUCCCCUGCACUCCCCUGCACUCCCCUGCCCUCCCCUGCACUCCCCUGCCCUCCCCUGCACUCCCCUGCCCUCACCUGCCCUCCCCUGCACUCCCCUGCCCUCCCCUGCCCUCCCCUGCGCUCCCCUGCCCUCCCCUGCCCUCCCCUGCGCUCCCCUGCCCUCCCCUGCCCUCCCCUGCCCUCCCCUGCGCUCCCCUGCCCUCCCCUGCCCUCCCCUGCCCUGUCCUGGCCUCCGCUCUCCUCCCCGCCUGGCCCUCCCCACCCUCCCCUCCACCCCCAGCCACAUGGAGCGGCGGGACCUACUGAGAGCAGCAGCAGCACCAUUCAACCGCACCCUCCACACGGCAGCACUCCCCUCCAUAAUGCUCGACUACUACGAGCUGCAGCCCCACCUCGGCGCGCGCCUGCGGUGCCGCGGCCCGCCCUGCCCCAAAUUCGGGCACUGCGGGCCAUCAUUCCCGCACAUACAAGCCUGCUGGAACGACCACCUCACCGACCCGCGCCCUCUCUUCCCCGCGGACCCGCUCAACUGCCCGCGCCUGCAAGUAAGGAAGUUUUUUGGAUUGAAACCCGUGGAGGAUGUGGGGAAGUUGCGGCGGCCGUGGUAUUAUAUCGAUAAGCAGUGCUCGCACCGCGUGGAUGUGAACGCGCGCGACGCCACCGCCAUGCAGGUGUUCAAGAUGAGCGAUGUGUACUCGGCGUUCGGGGGAUACGUGUUCAACUUAACGCAUCGCUUCAACCGCAACGGCUGCAAGCGCUUCCUCAAGGUGACACUCACACCCAACAUGACGUUGUACCAUUUGAAAUCGGUGUUCAACUGGGACUACCGCCAGGCGGGCAACUUCUACCAUUUCAUCAUCGAGGCCGUGCCGCUGCUCUACGCCGCUGCACGCCUGCUGCCCUCGCUGCUGCCCGACACCCCCAUCGCUGCCAAGGGCGACCAGGUAAUAAGGCGCGCUCUUGUCCCCACCUUCUUCUUCUUCUCUGUCCUCACUGCUCUGUCUGUGCCUCUGCGGCGCUGCCUACGCUGUCGCCUCCUGCCCUCACUGCCGCCAGACAUCCCCAUUGUUGCCAAGAGCGACCAGGUACCCUUUUCACUGCCUUCUUCUUCAUCUUCUCUCUCCUGA
Closterium sp. Yama58-4 is the source of this 1707-nucleotide messenger RNA. The record is from the annotation of a GenBank genome assembly. Lineage: Eukaryota; Viridiplantae; Streptophyta; Zygnematophyceae; Desmidiales; Closteriaceae.